CCAUAAAUGUACACACAUGAAUCAUCAAAUUUAAUGCAUCGUUUUCCGUAGACUAUCACUUCUUCAUUACUUACCAUUUAUCUCUCUUGUGGCGGUCUAGAAAAUAUUACACAUCCUUGAUUAUUGGUUCAAUUCAACAUGCUGCUUGAUCUUCAACUAAGCUUAAGGGCCACACCAAAAUUGUUGGUUCUGUGUUUCUUCUUCGUCUUGGCGAAUUUCUUCUUAGCUGAGGCUAAAGUUAGACAUUACAAAUGGGAGGUGAAGUAUGAGUAUAAGUCCCCUGAUUGCUUUAAGAAGGUGGUUAUCACCAUCAAUGGAAGGACCCCAGGACCCACCAUCCAGGCACAGGAGGGUGACACUAUCAUUGUUGAAGUUAACAACAGUUUACUCACAGAAAACCUUGCCAUCCAUUGGCAUGGGAUCAGACAGAUUGGAACUCCUUGGUUUGAUGGAACAGAAGGUGUGACUCAAUGUCCCAUACUGCCUGGAGACACCUUUGUUUAUCAGUUUGUUGUUGACAGGCCUGGUACAUAUCUAUACCAUUCUCACUAUGGAAUGCAAAGGGAAGCAGGGCUAUAUGGUUUAAUCCGAGUGGCAUCUCGUGACCCUGAACCCUUCACUUAUGACCUUGAUCGAAGUAUUAUCCUGAAUGAUUGGUAUCACCAUAGCACUUAUGAACAAGCUGCUGGAUUGUCUUCAAUUCCUUUUCAAUGGGUGAAUGAACCUGAGUCACUUUUGAUUCAUGGAAAAGGAAGAUUCAAUUGCUCUGCAUCUAUAAGCUCAAACCCUGGCUCAUGUAACACGUCAAGCCCUCAAUGCUCUCCCUUUGUGCAAACUGUGAUCCCAGGAAAAACAUACAGACUCAGAAUUGGUAGCUUGACAGCUUUAUCAGCACUCAGUUUCCAAAUAGAGGGCCAUAACAUGACAGUUGUAGAAGCAGAUGGCCACUAUGUUGAUACUUUUGUGGUUCAGAACCUCUUCAUAUACUCUGGUGAGACAUAUUCAGUUCUUGUGAAAGCUGAUCAAGACCCAUCAAGGAAUUAUUGGAUCACCUCAAAUGUUGUUAGCAGAAACAGAACCACACCACCAGGUUUAGCCAUUUUCAACUACUACCCCAACCACCCGAGGCGUUUGCCACCAACUUCUCCACCCCCACCACCUGCUUGGGAUAAUGCCGAGCCGAGAAUAGCUCAAAGCCUUGCAAUCAAAUCUCAUAAAAGUUACAUAAACAAACCCCCUGCAACCUCAGACAGAGUUAUAGUACUCCUCAACACACAAAACACCAUAAACGGUUAUCGCCGUUGGUCUGUGAAUAAUGUCUCAUUCUCACUCCCUCACACUCCUUAUCUUGUUGCACUCAAACAGAACAUAACCGAUGCAUUUGACCAAACACCUCCUCCAGAAAACUAUGAUUUUGUUCAUUAUGACAUUUUCAAUGUGUCAAAGAACACAAAUGCCACUUCCAGCAAUGGCAUUUACAGGCUGAAAUUCAACACAACAGUGGAUGUUGUGCUUCAAAAUGCCAAUACUAUGAAUAAAAACAACAGUGAGACACAUCCAUGGCACCUUCAUGGGCAUGAUUUUUGGGUGCUUGGGUAUGGGAAAGGCAAGUUUGACAUGAACAAGGAUCCAAAAAGUUAUAACUUGAUGAACCCCAUUAUGAAGAACACUGUGCCAGUGCAUCCUUUUGGUUGGACUGCUCUGAGGUUUAAGGCAAAUAAUCCUGGUGUGUGGGCUUUCCAUUGCCAUAUAGAGUCUCAUUUCUAUAUGGGAAUGGGAGUGGUUUUUGAAGAAGGGAUUGAGAGGGUUGGAAAGCUUCCCUUGUCCAUCAUGGGUUGUGGUAAAACCAAAGGUUUACAUUGAACAUACUACUAAUGAAGAAAAAAUAAAAAUAAUAACAAUAUAUGCAUUAGUCUUCCAUAUAGUUUAACUCAAUUAUUUUUUGUUCUAAAUUCUAUCAUCUGUCCAAAUAUACAAACUGUGCCUUCAGGCUUCAUCUUUGUAGGUUGCAAAAUGCAAAUUGUAAUUGUAAUCGUUACUUGAACACAUUGUGUUAUAGCAGUUGAGGAAUUAUUGUA
This is a messenger RNA of Lotus japonicus, 2078 nucleotides long. RefSeq names its product L-ascorbate oxidase. Bases 139 to 1863 code for a protein of 574 amino acids. Gene Ontology annotation, molecular function: oxidoreductase activity; copper ion binding. Gene Ontology annotation, cellular component: extracellular region. The transcript is spliced from 5 exons. The record is from RefSeq and is a predicted model, not a curated record. Lineage: Eukaryota; Viridiplantae; Streptophyta; Magnoliopsida; Fabales; Fabaceae.